Molecule: messenger RNA, 1502 nt
Organism: Striga asiatica
Lineage: Eukaryota; Viridiplantae; Streptophyta; Magnoliopsida; Lamiales; Orobanchaceae
Source: the annotation of a GenBank genome assembly
CAUGUUCUUGCCUAAAACUUUGUCAUAUUUCAGUCAUUUUCUGUCAAUGGGAGCAGAAAACGACGAGUACAAGAAGAAGGAGCGCAUUGCAGUGGCUGUAAUCUUGGUUUUCGCAUCACUCGCCCUUGUUUCAGUUGUAGUGACCUUCAGUUACUACUGCUACUUGAGAUUCAAACUCUCCAAGCGGCUCAAGACAAAGAAAAAAAAUUUACAAGGGAUUCCCCAUGAUGUUAAAACCGGCAAUGCUUCCAAUAUCCAAGUCACGACAGACAAUCGACUCCAAGUCUUUACUUUCAAGCAGCUCCAUUCUGCCACUGGUGGAUUUGGGAAGUCUAAUGUGAUUGGCCAUGGCGCAUUUGGAUUGGUAUGCAGAGGAGUGCUGCAAAAUGGAAGAAAAGUUGCUGUUAAGUUGAUGGAUGAAGCUGGACAACAGGGAGAAGACGAAUUCACAGCAGAGGUAGAAUUGUUGGGCCGGCUACGUUCACCGUAUUUGCUACCAUUGAUUGGAUAUUGUUCGGAAAACAAGCGCAAAUUGCUGGUCUAUGAGUUUAUGGUCAAUGGAGGACUGCAGGAACAUUUGUAUCCAGCCAGGGGAACUGUUUCUUCCAACUUAAACUGGGAAACUCGAUUGAGAAUAGCUUUAGAAGCAGCAAAGGGUUUGGAGUACCUUCACGAACACAUUAGUCCCCCGGUAAUUCAUAGAGAUUUCAAAAGUAGCAAUAUCCUUCUCGACAGAAAUUUUCACGCUAAAGUUUCUGAUUUCGGACUGGCGAAACGUGGUUCUGAUAAAGCCGGAGGACAUGUCUCGACUCGAGUUCUGGGCACCCAAGGAUAUGUUGCGCCUGAGUAUGCUUUAACUGGGCAUCUUACCACAAAAUCAGAUGUAUACAGCUAUGGAGUUGUUUUGCUUGAAUUGCUGACUGGUAGAGUCCCAGUCGAUAUGAAGAGGCCGGCGGGUGAAGCUUUUCUUGUAUCCUGGGCCUUACCCCAGUUAACAGAUAGAAAUAAGGUUGGUGAAAUAAUGGACCCGGCAUUAGAGGGUCAGUAUUCAAUGAAGGAGGUCGUUCAAGUUGCUGCCAUUGCGGCUAUGUGUGUGCAAGCGGAGGCGGAGUACAGGCCGUUGAUGGCUGAUGUGGUGCAGUCUUUGGUCCCAUUAGUGAAGCUCAAUAGACCAUCAAAAACAGGUUCCUGCUCGAGCUUUCAUGCCACUCAAUCUCCCAAGGCAUAGAAUGACUUCUUUGAGUAUUAGUAGGAUGAAAUGUGUACUUCAAGUUCAAGUUACAGAUAUUAUGUCUUAUUCCAAUCCUUAUAUAAGGUGGGUGUAUUCAGUUAGGACUUUUUAAGACUUUUUAAAGUGGAUGACUUUUGUGGAAUUUGUGCUACUUUUACUGACUUUUGUAGAUUUUGUGAGAUUGUUGCGGAGACUUUUUAAGACUUUCAAUGUGAACUUUUUGGAACUUUCUGAAUUUUAUAUAAUUAUUAUUAUAUUAAUUAAAUUUGUU